Messenger RNA from Kalmanozyma brasiliensis GHG001, 285 nucleotides. RefSeq lists its product as uncharacterized. The transcript has 2 exons. Bases 1 to 285 code for a protein of 94 amino acids. The record is from RefSeq and is a predicted model, not a curated record. Lineage: Eukaryota; Fungi; Basidiomycota; Ustilaginomycetes; Ustilaginales. Gene Ontology annotation, cellular component: membrane.
AUGGCCGGCCUCUGCGCCGUAGGCGGCAUCAUCGGAUUCGCCAAGACGCGCUCGCUUCCCUCCCUCGUCGCCGGAGUCGGUGUGGGUGCCCUCUACGCUCUCGCCGCAACUCGCAUCAAGAACGGCGGCGACUACGGCUACGAGAUCGCUUCAGGCGCCAGCGCCUUGCUGUUCGCGAGCUCGGCGCCAAGAUUCAGGAAGGGCCCGGUGCCCAUGGGCUUGUCAAUCACCGCGGCACUCGCGCUCGGGUACUACGGCAAAAAGGUGUAUGAGUUCAGGCAAUGA